UCCUCUAUACAUUUCCUUCAUCUACUCUUCUUCUUGAAUUUCCUUCUUUUCAUGGAUUUUACACACUCGCAGCACCACCCCAAUCUCUCUCUAGGCUUCCUCUUCCACUCCUCAAUCACUGAUAAUUCCAGCCUCCAUAGGAAGAAUUGUAAUCCUAUGCAGCAGCAGCAGCAACAGUCCAUUCCUCUGAAUCUGAUAAACGAGGAGGAGGAAGGAGAUGCAAAGGAGGAGGAGGAGUUCAGAAUUCUUGGGCAUCCCAUGUGCUUCAAGAGGAAGAUAGACUCCGACCCAACAUCUUCAUCAUCAUCCAAACGGGCUUUAGUUGAGCAGCAGCCAAAACAAGGGUUUGAAUUUGAACUAAGAAAAAGUAAGGUCAGGGCUUGGGGAAAUCAAUCUCUACGUAUUGCAGAUCCUGAUGUUUUUGGGAUUAUGGAGAAGGAGAAGCAAAGACAAUUCAAGGGAAUUGAAUUGAUUGCUUCUGAGAAUUUCGUCUGCAGAGCAGUAAUGGAAUCUCUUGGAAGUCACUUGACCAAUAAAUACUCGGAAGGAAUGCCUGGUGCAAGGUAUUACGCCGGUAAUCAAUUCAUUGACGAAAUAGAAAACCUUUGUUGUAAACGUGCACUGGCUGCAUUUAAUCUCGAUUCUGAGAACUGGGGAGUUAAUGUUCAACCAUAUUCUUGUACAUCUGCAAACUUUGCUGUAUAUACAGGUCUACUAUUACCAGGAGAACGAAUUAUGGGUUUGGAUACUCCAUCUGGUGGGAACACCAGUCAUGGUUACUAUACUCCAAAUGGGAGGAAGGUUUCUGGGACUUCGAUUUACUUUGAGACUCUUCCAUACAAAGUGAAUCCGCAAACUGGGUUGAUAGAUUAUGACAAGUUGGAAGACAAGGCAGUUGAUUUUCGCCCCAAGAUACUCAUCUGUGGGGGGAGUUCAUAUCCUCGAGAAUGGGAUUACGCUAGGUUUAGACAUAUUGCAGAUAAGUGUGGGGCAAUUUUAUUGUGUGAUAUGGCUCAAAUCAGUGGCCUAGUUGCUGCAAAGGAAUGUUCAAAUCCCUUUGAAUAUUGUGAUAUUGUUACUUCCACGACUCAUAAAAGUCUUAGAGGACCUCGAGGAGGCAUAAUCUUUUACAGAAAGGGUAAAAAAUCAAGAAAGUUGGGGGGUCUGAACCAAGAUGAUGGUAGUGAAAGAUAUGAGUUUGAAGAGAAGAUAAACUUUGCGGUUUUCCCAGCAAUGCAAGGAGGACCUCAUAAUAAUCAUAUUGCUGCUCUUGCUGUAGCUUUGAAACAAGUUGCAACUCCUGAAUACAAGACAUAUAUGCAGCAGGUAAAGAAAAAUGCUCAGGCUAUGGCAUCUGCUCUUUUAAGAAGAAAUUGCAGAUUGGUAACAGGUGGAACAGAUAACCAUUUGUUACUUUGGGACCUUAGACCUCUUGGACUUGCAGGUAAGCUUUUUGAGAAGGUAUGCGAGAUGUGUCAUAUCACUCUAAAUAAGGUUGCUGUUUUUGGUGAGAAUGGUGCUAUCAUGCCUGGAGGUGUUAGGAUAGGUUCACCUGCCAUGACAUCGAGAGGCUGCUUAGAGGGCGAUUUCGAAGUAAUUGCUGAUUUUCUCCUUAGAGCUGCACAAAUCACAAGUACAGUGCAGAGAGAACAUGGAAAGCUUCAAAAGUCUUUUGCACAUGGACAUGGUCUUCAGAACAACAAAGAUCUUAUUGAGUUACGUCUCCAAGUGGAGAAUUUUGCUUCUCAGUUUGCAAUGCCCGGGUUUGAUGAUUAAACAGGAGAUUGUUCUUCAGAAAACUUGUUUUUAAUGGGCCAUUUUCUUGGUCCCUUGAUCUUGAAAAAAGGAUGAUGGCCAAGAAAACCAGUUGAGGCCAUGUUUUGAUGGAUGCAGUUACUGUAAAUUGUAUAAAUAAACAGAUAGAGAAUGAACAUAAGAAAAUGAAUACCGCUAGUAUAUUGAUUGAAUUUAUUUCUA
This is a messenger RNA of Impatiens glandulifera, 1977 nucleotides long. RefSeq names its product serine hydroxymethyltransferase 7-like. Bases 52 to 1776 code for a protein of 574 amino acids. Gene Ontology annotation, biological process: folic acid metabolic process; L-serine catabolic process; tetrahydrofolate interconversion. Gene Ontology annotation, molecular function: serine binding; glycine hydroxymethyltransferase activity; cobalt ion binding. The record is from RefSeq and is a predicted model, not a curated record. Gene Ontology annotation, cellular component: cytoplasm. Lineage: Eukaryota; Viridiplantae; Streptophyta; Magnoliopsida; Ericales; Balsaminaceae. The transcript is spliced from 4 exons.